Molecule: messenger RNA, 2196 nt
Organism: Phascolarctos cinereus (koala)
Lineage: Eukaryota; Metazoa; Chordata; Mammalia; Diprotodontia; Phascolarctidae
Gene: SIX2
Product: SIX homeobox 2
Biological process (GO): regulation of transcription by RNA polymerase II; kidney development
Cellular component (GO): nucleus; transcription regulator complex
Molecular function (GO): RNA polymerase II cis-regulatory region sequence-specific DNA binding; DNA-binding transcription factor activity, RNA polymerase II-specific
Source: RefSeq, a predicted model, not a curated record
UUCUGUCUGUCUUGUCUGUCUGUCUCCGAGUUCCCCAGUCUCUGGCUCUGGCUCUGGUCUCUGACCGCCUCUCUGCCUAGAGCAGAGCAGGGCAAUCCGUCAGCGCAGCCAGGGGGGAGCCGCCUCGCCCCGGCUCGGGUUACCGGUGACUGACAGCGUCUCCAUGGCGAAUAAUUUGACUCCAACUAUUGUCUGGCGCAGGCAGGCCCCGGGUCAGAUAACCGGACCAAUCAGGGCGCGGGCCGCCGCAGCUCAUGCCCGCUUAGAAUAAUAUUAUUAAAAAAGCAGCGAGAGAACUAGACGGGAGAGCGAGAGAGGCGCUGGCGGCGGGACCUCGCCGGGCGGCGGAGUAUGCAGAGGAACGUCCCGGGCCGGGCUGCGAGGAGCCGAGACGAGGGCACCGGCUGCUGGGGAGCCAGAGACAAAAACAAGCUCGGGGGACAUCGCGGGGCCCCGGCCCCUUGCAAGGACUUACCAAAGUGACUUGGGAACUUCUUUUGUGCAGCCACCCCCCUCCCCUGUUAACUCCCAACCCCCGUUAUUUUUUCCGACUGCUUCUGUUGGGCCCAUCUUUCUUGGCUGCCUCGAAAGCUCAGCCGGCGCCCCAGAUGCAGGGCGGCGCAGCCCUGUGAGCACCCUGGGGCCGCGGCGGGGGGUCGGAGCCGCAAGUCCAGGCCGAGAAGGUUUCAGGGGGUGGGGCCAGGCCCGGGCCGCAGCCCCGGAUGGUGAACAGGGCCCCGGGGUGGCCGGCACCAUGUCCAUGCUGCCCACGUUCGGCUUCACGCAGGAGCAAGUGGCGUGCGUCUGCGAGGUGCUGCAGCAGGGAGGCAACAUCGAGCGGCUGGGCCGUUUCCUCUGGUCUCUCCCGGCCUGCGAGCACCUCCACAAGAACGAGAGCGUGCUCAAGGCCAAGGCCGUAGUCGCUUUCCACCGAGGUAACUUCCGCGAGCUCUACAAGAUCCUGGAGAGCCACCAGUUCUCGCCUCACAACCACCCCAAGCUGCAACAGCUCUGGCUCAAGGCACACUAUAUCGAAGCGGAGAAGCUGCGCGGCCGGCCUCUGGGCGCCGUGGGCAAGUACCGAGUGCGGCGCAAGUUCCCACUGCCCCGCUCCAUCUGGGACGGCGAGGAGACCAGCUACUGCUUCAAGGAGAAGAGCCGCAGCGUGCUGCGGGAGUGGUACGCGCACAACCCCUAUCCGUCCCCACGGGAGAAGCGAGAGCUGGCGGAGGCCACGGGCCUUACCACCACACAGGUCAGCAACUGGUUCAAGAACCGGAGGCAGCGGGAUCGGGCGGCGGAGGCGAAGGAAAGGUACGAGGAAAACAACGAAAACUCCAACUCCAACAGCCACAAUCCACUUGCCACAUCCCUGAACGGCGGCGGCAAGUCUGUGCUGGGCAGUUCGGAAGACGAGAAGACGCCGUCGGGGACCCCGGACCAUUCUUCCUCCAGUCCCGCGCUGCUGCUGAGCCCGCCGCCGCCGGGCCUGCCGCCACUCCACAGCCUGGGCCAUCCGCAAGGCCCCAGCGCUAUCCCAGUCCCCAGCGGUGACCCCCUGCAACAUCACCACGGCCUGCAGGACUCCAUCCUCAACCCCAUGUCUGCCAACCUGGUGGACCUGGGCUCUUAGAGACACUCACUGCAGUCUGGUCUGGCUCCUUCCCUGUCCGCUCUGCUCAGGCCCCACCUUUCUCCAUGUCCAAGCCCUCUCAUCCUCUGCCCGCCCUUCCUUUUGAUUCCAAAAAGUUUUAUUAGAUUGGCAACUGUAUUUUUGAAAUGAAAGAAGGCAAAAUGAUGAGAAGAAGCCUCUCUGUCAGCUGAGGGCCGUGGGCUGUGUAGCAGGUACUGGAGAAGGUACUGUAAAGACUCUGGACAGUAGUGGGAUAACGUCUUAAAGGGGUCGGGCCAGGGCCAAGUGAGGCCGGGAGCUGGGUGCUCAGCGCCAGAGGAAGAGGAGAUGAUCGUCUUUAUUUUUGUUGUUGUUGUUAUUGUUUUAUCCAAGUGGGUUUUUUUUCCAAAUCUUUAGGGCCUGUUUCUUAAACUCGGGAUGGGAAUAAAUUCUGGUCCUGGUACCAGCAGUUUCGUUUCCUUGCCUGGACUUUAACCAUUUCCAGGCUACCUCCAGAAGACUCGACCUCUCUCUCUCUCUCUCUCUCUCUCUCUCUCUCUCUCUCUCUCUCUCUCUCUCUCUCU